GUCUCUCAAUAAACCUAGUCUCAUGAAUACGUAGAAGUCUUUUUUUAUUUCUGGAGUAUUUGUUUACACAGUUUUCUCGAAGGUCUCACUAGCAUACGAAGAGUUACUGAAUAAACUGCAGAAAACUAACCGCAGAAAACUAGACCACUGUUAUUUAAUGCUAGUAUUAGUUAGGUUACUAAUUGGUCUUGACACUCUUCGUGAAAGUGCGAUUCUUCGAUUGUAUACCAGCUGAACCAAUCAUGAGAUUAUCAGUAAUCGGACCGAAACUGAUACGACGGAACUCAACCUACACAGUGUCAUUUAGUAAUUCGUUGCAACACAACGUACGAUUGGCAGUUCAACUCGAUGGAUUUAGCGAAGGCAAUUCUGUAUUUAACAAAAGCACCAAUGUAGUGGUGGCCAGGAGAACAGGAAGAUCGGCGAGCUUCGAGGUGGGGGAUAUUCCAACUGGUGAAUACAGCCUCUCGAUUCGAAGUAUCGAUAGUAGCUUCGGGUACAGUGACAACGUUGAACUCCUGUAUGAUCCAAAGGUCAUAUCGAUUUUCAUUCAGACGGAUAAACCUGUAUACAAACCUGGUGAUAUUCUACGGUUUCGAGUGAUAUUAGUCGACGUCGACACAAGACCGGUAAAAUAUUUGAAAACCAUUAAUAUCGGGCUUCAAGAUGCAGACAAAAACUCCAUUCGAGAGUGGCAAUUUGCAAGGUUGUACAACGGCAUUUUUGAAUCGGCAGUUCAACUUGCUUCGUCGCCACUAUUGGGAAACUGGACACUUACGGUGAACACUGAUUACGACGCAGGACAAAAGCAGUUUGAAGUACGAGAAUACGUUCUGCCCAAAUUUUUUGUUAAAGCAUAUCCAUCAGAGAUUUUGCUCCUGCACAAGAAACAAGUUAUCGUAACUGUCGAAUCAGCAUAUACAUUUGGGAAACCUGUUGAUGGAACAGUGCAAGUUGAUUUAUAUUUAAAAGAAGAUAAUAGAAAGGCGGAUUUUUCCACUAAAACUUAUAUAUCCGGGGUAACUACAAUAUCAUUCAAUCUUAGUGAACCCCUAGAAAUUGAAGAUGAAUCGUUCAUCUAUAGGGAUGUAUUUGUGAAGGUUACAGUAAUGGAAACUUUCACCAAUCGAACGGCCAACGUCUCCCAAGCGAUCCCCAUCUAUGAACACCCGUAUAAAAUCUCUGUUAUAAAAUCCACACCACUGUUCCGACCGGGCCUGCCGUUUCCGAUAGAUGUAUCUGUAAUGGAUCACUACGAUAGUCCGCCUAGCAGUGACAAUGAUGCCGUAAUUGCAAUCCGAUUUGAAGGAAAUGACCUUGAGGAGGAAUUCACACUAACAGAACCGGUGCGAAAUGGUUUAGCUUCAUUGGUUCUAAAUCCCCCCGCAAAAGCGUAUUUAAUGGAAAUUGGGGUAAAAUAUGAUUCUGUUGAUUACGAAACAAUUGCCACAAUCGAUGGAGCUCAAUCGAAGAGCAACCAAUAUAUACGAAUUAUUCUGAAGCCCAAAUACAAGAUUCGAGCCAAUAAAGAAGUAGUGUUCGAAAUUAGUUGCACUGAAAGUAUGAAUCAUUUCUCCUAUACAAUCAUUUCGAGAGGUAGUGUGGUAACGGCUGGUAACGUGAUGGUUCAUAACAAGAAAAAAUACGACUUUCGACUCAAACUGACACCUCAAAUGGCACCUAAGGCACGGAUAAUUGUAUCUUAUACGAAAAAUUUUCUCAUCUAUGAUGAUUUAGAGCUUAAUUUUGAGACGUUCAAUAAUGACUUCAAGUUUACGUUGGAUACGGAGGAAUACAGACCCGGCCAGGAUCUCUACGUAGAUGUGGAAGCUGCUAGCGACUCGUAUGUGGCAUUCGCAGCAAUCGAUCAAAGUGUUCUGUUGUUGGAUCGUGAUGGACAUGAUUUCACUAAGAAUGAUGUACUGAAGGAUCUUAGUCUAUACGGAGCUACUGAUGGGAAUGAGUACGAUCCUUUUCAUACUAUGGGACUGUUCCUGAGAACCACUGCGGAGGUAGAUUUCCCCUUCGCGAGAAACACGCUCAUGCGUUUUGGAGAUCAAUUCUAUGGACUGAGUAAGAGUAUUCAAAAGGCGGUGCAUAUUAGAACUGAAUUUCCGGAAUCUUGGCUUUGGAAAAACUACACGAUGAGUAAAAAUCGGAAUGUUUUGUCAUUCAACGAUACGGUUCCGGAUACUAUCACUUCUUGGAUUGUCACAGGAUUUGCACUUAGUCCCACAUUGGGCCUCGGCUUGAUAAACCAGCCCCAGUCGUUUAUAGUCAAUCAGCAGUUCUACAUUGUGGUUAACUUGCCAUAUUCCAUAAAACGUGACGAGGUUACGUUGAUUCAAGUUACAGUAUUUAACUUUUUAGGUAACACUUUAACAACGGAUGUAACAUUGUUCAAUAAAAAUGAUGAGAUCGAAUUCGUGGAAAAAUCAUCAAACGAUACUACGCGUCGCACAAAGGCUAUUAUCGUACCGACCUCAAAUGGAAAACCGAUUUCAUUCAUGAUCAAAGCUAAAAAAUUGGGUGAAAUAGCAAUUAAAGUGGAAGCAAGAAACUUGUUGAAGUCGGAUGCAGCAGAACAUAUGCUACGGGUGACGCCGGAAAGUAGAUUGCAUGAAAAGAAUGAAGCAAGAUUCAUCGAGCUCGAUAGUUAUGGAACUCAAAGAUUCGACAUUCCCAUUGACAUACCGCAGAACAUAGACGAGGGCUCCUCAAGGAUUAUGUUUACAUUGGACUCGGAUAUUCUAGGAACAGCCAUAAAAAAUUUGGAGUCGCUCAUUCGAUUACCAUCGGGAUGCGGUGAACAAAAUAUGUUGAAUUUCGUUCCCAAUAUUGUCGUACUGGAUUAUUUGUCCGAAACCGGCACAAUAGAGGAGUCAGUGAAAACGAAAGCUAUCAAUUAUCUGCAGAGUGGAUAUCAAAAUCAAUUAAAGUACAAAUUGAGCAGCGGAGCAUUCAGUGUAUGGCCGAACAAUCAUCCAGGAAGCACGUUUUUGACAGCAUUCGUGGCGAAAUCGUUCAAGAUAGCUGCCAAAUAUAUCGACGUGGAUCUAGCGACAGUUAAGAAAGCAUUCGAAUGGUUGUCAAAUAAUCAGAAGCCAGAUGGGCGAUUCGAUGAAGUCGGGCAGGUUAUUCAUGCUGACAUGCAGGGAGGUUUGCGAUCAUCCAACUUUGCCCUCACUGCCUAUGUGUUGAUUGCCUUUCUGGAAAAUGCGGACAUAGCAAUGGAACACAAUCUCAAACUGAAGAGAACGGUACAGUAUUUGGCGAAUAAUUUCCCAUAUAUGACGGAUGAAUAUGAUCUUGCAUUGACUACCUAUGCAAUGUCGCUUUACAGACAUCCGAGUAGGGAAGACUAUCUCAAUAAACUAUUGGAAAACUCGAUUUUCAAUAAAACACUUCAGGUGCGAUAUUGGAACCGGCAUCCGGUUAGUGUCGAAGUGGCUGGGUAUGCACUUCUGUCAUACGUAACUCAGGGACGGUUUGUGGACGCUACUCCCAUCAUGCGGUGGUUGAAUCAACAACGUUUCGGACUAGGAGGAUUCCCUGGUACACAAGACACUUUCGUAGGAAUGAAAGCUUUAGCGAAGUUCGCUGCAAAAACUUCUGCCCAUAGAAAUGACUAUCGAGUAGAAGUUUUACACAAACCAGCAAGGAAACAUACCGUAGAUAUUGACAAGACCAUGGCGUUUGCUGUUCAAGAGAGAGAACUACCUAGCCACAUUCGUCAUGCACAGAUUACUGUCACCGGUAUCGGACACGGUGUAUUGCAGGUGGCCUAUCAGUACUAUAUGAAUAUUCAGAACGAUAAACCGAGCUUUAAGUUGGAUGUUGAAAUGCUCAACACUACUACCUAUAAUGUGCAACAUCUUCAAGUUUGUACUAAAUAUAUUCCAAAGGAAGCUUAUCAACGGUCCAAUAUGGCUUUGAUAGAAAUAUUUUUCCCGAGUGGCCUUGUUGCCGAGGCAGAUGCAGUACAAGAUCUAUCUCCACAGAAGGAAAUUCGGAGAACUGAGCUAAGGUUUGCUGCUACUUCAGUAGUGGUGUACUACGACAAUUUGGGAACAGAAACAAACUGUUUCAAAGUGACCGCGUAUCGUCGUUUCAAGGUUGCAAUGCAUCGGCCUGCUCACGUCGUUGUGUAUGAUUAUUACGAUCGAGAUCGCUUUGCUAUCAAGACAUAUGAGGGAAAAGUGAUGCAGCUGUGCGAUAUAUGUGAGGAUGAAGACUGCCUUACUCUGUCAUGUUAACAUAAACCGUUUAAUAAAGCUAUGUUACUUGAGGAGUAUUUCAAAAUUUUCGUUGAUUUUUGAAUGAAAUAUUUUUUUAUGGACGUUUUGAAAUGUUUUGAUCAUCGAUUUAAUCCAUGUUCCCACGUGUUCGAUUUUCAACUGUGGACGACAACGUGAAAAUUUUAUUUCUAAAUUUUCUUUCUAGUUCUCAAGUACUAGGGUUAGCAAUAGGGUUAGUUUCAAUUGGUAGUAAUAUCUAUUAUAAUCUAUUGAUAUUAAAAAUGAAAAGGGGUUUUAUGUUUGAUGGAGAGAGACUAUGAAAUUUCAGCUCAAUGGUUAUAAAUUUGUUUUCUCAUAAGCAAAUGCUGAACACUUACAGAGAUGCCAAGUAAAAAUUUCAAAUAGGGUAACGGUUCCCUAUUUCAUCUGAGCUCCUAUUUCCAUCUCAUCCCUUCACCUCAUUACUUUGAACAUGAAUAAUAUCUUAUAACGUACCUGAACCAAACUAUGAAAUGUUUUAAAAUGAUUACUCAAG
Malaya genurostris is the source of this 4773-nucleotide messenger RNA. RefSeq names its product thioester-containing protein 1 allele S3-like. Bases 243 to 4256 code for a protein of 1337 amino acids. The record is from RefSeq and is a predicted model, not a curated record. Gene Ontology annotation, cellular component: extracellular region. Gene Ontology annotation, molecular function: endopeptidase inhibitor activity. The transcript is spliced from 14 exons. NCBI's taxonomy places the organism in Eukaryota, Metazoa, Arthropoda, Insecta, Diptera, Culicidae.